UAUUAGGUUGAAUCGUAUAGUAGUAGAAGAACAGAGGUCAGAUGGGAGCCGAAAAAACCUUUAAAGUUCCUGACUGGAAGAGUUAUAAAAUAGAUGGAAUUAAGGAGUUAGAAUGGACUAGAGAUAAUUUAGCAAGAAAAGGCUUGAAAGAUCCAUGGCUAAGAAAUGAGGUAUGGAGAUUUCAAAAUCAUCCCGGACCCAUGAAAAACGUGCUUAUUACGUUCUCGAGAGGAUUCAAGUAUGCCGUUGGUUUAAUGGCAAUUACUAUAGCCGUUGACAAAGCCUUUGGUAUUACCGAAAAGCGAAGUCACAUUAAUUAUAAGCAUCCUGACGCGGACUACCAUCAUCACUAAACAAAAAGAAUAGAAGCUAUGUGUGUGAAAGACAGUAGAAUUGCCAACUUAAUAAUAAAAAGUUAUACAAAAACAAAGCGCAAAAAGGCGAUAUCAAAGUGCGGCGAACAGUAAACUAAAAUUAAUCAAAUUUUUAUUCGUGCGUCGUUUUGUGAAAAGUUGUAUUUUAUAACUAUUGCAUAUAAAAUAAAAUACUAUAAUGGCGAUCGUAU
Dimorphilus gyrociliatus is the source of this 565-nucleotide messenger RNA. The record is from the annotation of a GenBank genome assembly. Lineage: Eukaryota; Metazoa; Annelida; Polychaeta; Dinophilidae.